AUGUCGCUUAUUCCGAGCAUUUUUGGGGGCAGGAAGACCACCGUCUUUGACCCUUUAUCCAUUCUGAAGAUAAGCGGGGAGAGGGCAAAGGAGAAGGAAGAGAAGAACGAGAUGUGGCACCGAGUGGAGAGGACGAGCGGCAAUUUCCUGAGGAGGUUCAGGCUGCAGGAAAAUGCUAAGGUGGACGAGGUCAAGGCUUCUAUGGAGAAUGGUGUUUUGACAGUGACUGUUCCUAAGGUGGAAGACAAAGAAGCCUGA
Molecule: messenger RNA, 258 nt
Organism: Tarenaya hassleriana
Lineage: Eukaryota; Viridiplantae; Streptophyta; Magnoliopsida; Brassicales; Cleomaceae
Product: class I heat shock protein-like
Exons: 2
Coding region: 1-258 (85 amino acids)
Biological process (GO): response to salt stress; response to hydrogen peroxide; response to heat
Source: RefSeq, a predicted model, not a curated record